Lytechinus variegatus (green sea urchin) is the source of this 2757-nucleotide messenger RNA. Its product is annotated as synaptogenesis protein syg-2-like. The transcript has 9 exons. Gene Ontology annotation, molecular function: cell adhesion molecule binding. Bases 104 to 2701 code for a protein of 865 amino acids. Gene Ontology annotation, cellular component: cell-cell junction. The record is from RefSeq and is a predicted model, not a curated record. Lineage: Eukaryota; Metazoa; Echinodermata; Echinoidea; Temnopleuroida; Toxopneustidae. Gene Ontology annotation, biological process: cell-cell adhesion.
CUCCGCAACUAUAAUAGUAACUUCUGGAGAACCGUAUAACAUUACAUGCAAUGCUUACCAGGCAAGACCUCCUGCAGUACUGACUUGGAUUAUACCAGAUGAUAUGAUAUUUUAUGUCCACGGUCAGUCCGAUAUAAUUCAAAGAAACAAGUACGUGUCAAGUAAAAGAGCUACCAUCACGCCCUCAAUGAAUGACCAAGGGAAUGUUCUGCGCUGUGAAGCAUCACAUUCUACCCUAUUCACCAACUUAAACGUUUCAGUGUCCCUGAGUGUUCAUGUUCUACCGUCGAGCAUGACCCUCUUUCAAAGUGGAAUUGGCAAGGACAACGAUUUUGGACAAGCAGUCAUUUACGUUCAAGAGGGUUUACCCUCGUCAAUAACCUGCAAAUGCAUUGGAUCAUUACCAGCAGUUGAAUUUGUUUGGAAACUUGGUAGUUCUACCAUUCUUCAAGAUAAUAUUAGUCUUCAAAAGCAUAACAAUGCGAUAGAUCACAGUUUGUACGACACUAAAAGUAUCAUCACAUUUAUUCCAGAGAGAAAGCACCACGGAAAGUCUAUCCAAUGCUUUGCAAGCUUAGGAAGCUUUUCGGAACGAAGGUUUGCCAAAGUCCUUGUUAAAGGUACACCUGACAGUAUACAAAUUGCUUCCCUUGAAGAUGCUACGCUGGAGGAAGGAAUGGAAAUCAACGUAACCUGCAGGGCACUAAAUGGAUACCCUGCUCCAUCAAUUCAUUGGUAUAUUGGAUCAAGAAACAUCACCAAAGACUCAUCUCUUCAGAAUACAGUCAAUGCUGUUGACCGAUACGAUGCUGAAAGCACUCUGAUAUUAGUUCCAAAUUGGCUUGAACAUGGGAAGCGUCUCCUUUGCCAGGCAGUUCAAACUACACCAAUUUCAAACAUGUCAAUAAACAAAAGCCUCAUCUUGAACAUAUCAUAUCCGCCCAUGGUCUCCAUUACUGCUCGACGUCUUACAUCACUUACAUCCCAUAAAGGAAGUGGGGCUUUAGAGUUCAUGCUGACAUGUAGAGCAGAUUCCAAUCCACCUGCCAUUGUCUUUGAAUGGUUCACUGAUGAAACUGUUGUUUUCAAUGACACCAGUAACAUGAAGCUCCACCAGGAUAACCCAGAACAAGCAGAAAGAGAGACCGUAACUACUAGUGACCUGAUGAUUCCAAGCCGACCCUCUGAACAUCCAUCGAUUUACAAUUGCAGUGCUGUGUCCAGAUACGGAUUCGGAUCGGCAGUAUUCAACUCCUCGUUAUUUCCUCCACCCAGCAUAAUUUCAAUCACGGAUGGAAGGGGUAUUCAACACUAUUGUUUUAACAACCUCUCUUUAACUCCUGGGAAGAAAAAUGAUAUCACAUGUGAAGCUCAUGGGGCAAGGCCUCCUGCAGUACUUCAGUGGCAGGUACCAGAUGGUGUACUGAUAGAUCUUCAAGAUCAGUCUGAUAUUAUUCAAGACGGAUCUUACAUCUCUCGAAAAGCUGUGACAAUCACACCCUCCAGGAACGACCACGGAAAGAUUAUCAUCUGUAUUGCAUCACACCAAGAACUACAAUAUGAACCUCGGUGCUCAGUUCAGAUCAAUGUUCAUGUUCUUCCAAGGGAUGUACUGAUUUUUCGAAGUGGAGGUAACCAGUCCCAUUCAACCGUCAUAAACAUUCAAGAAGAUUCACCGACUUCAAUCACAUGUAAAAGCGUUGGGUCUUUUCCAGCCACCAAACUAUCAUUUAAGUUAUUAGGUGGCACUGGUCAAGCUGACAAUGUCCUCAUUCGCGCAAAUAUCUCAAGUAAAAGGAGUGUUUUAGACGAUACUCUGUUUGACACCGAGAGUACUAUAAUCCUACACCCAAAUAUUGAGCAUCAUGGGAAGUUCAUUCAAUGCUACGCAACACUUGAUGGGGUCUUAGCCGAAUUAGUGUUUGCCAAGCUGGUAGUUUACGGCUCACCAGAAGACAUCAUUAUGAGCUCUCCUGUGGAUCUUUACGAUGGCAAAGAAAUCAAUGUAACCUGCAAAGCUGUUAAUGGAUACCCCGCACCGCAUAUCCAUUGGUACAUCGGAUCAAGAAAUCUUACAGAGGAUUCAUCUUUAAACAUAAGUGAAAAUAAUGCUGGUCGAUAUGACAUUGAAAGCACUCUGACUUUAAUACCGACGAGGUUUUACCAUGGGAAGCGUCUUCUCUGUGAGGCAGUUCAACCUACAACACUCCCAGCUCGAUCGGUGAAUCAAAGCUUGGUUCUGAACAUAACGUAUCAUCCCGUUGUGUCAAUUACUGCUCGCCGUCUUACAUCGCACAAAGCAAGUGGGACUACUGUGCUCGCGUUGAUAUGCAGAGCUGACGCAUAUCCUCCUAUCAUUACUUUCGUUUGGCUUUGCAACGAAACUGUAGUGUCAGACGACUCCAGUAACUACAGACUCCCUGAGACUAUAUCUGAAGAUGCAACACUAAGGUCCAGCGUACUUGAGAUACAAAACCCACUCUCCCAAUACCAUUCUGUUUAUAAAUGCAACGCUGAAUCAGAAUACGGCUCGGGAAGUGCAGAAUUCGAUUCCCUUUAUUUGUAUUUUAUUCCGACUCCACCAUCUGGGUUCAUCAUGUACCGAAACCAGACGAGAUCGUCAUCUCUCUUUGUUGCCUGGCAACCAGGAUCACCAUUAGGGUAUGAGAAAAUCGCUCCCUUUGCCAUACUUUGUCGAUGAAACAAACCUUCAUACAUGAUACAACUUUUCAAAUAAUUCCAAGAACCAAAAAAAAA